Messenger RNA from Solea senegalensis (Senegalese sole), 1355 nucleotides. RefSeq names its product NK2 homeobox 1 (gene nkx2-1). Gene Ontology annotation, cellular component: nucleus. Gene Ontology annotation, biological process: cell differentiation; regulation of transcription by RNA polymerase II. Gene Ontology annotation, molecular function: RNA polymerase II cis-regulatory region sequence-specific DNA binding; DNA-binding transcription factor activity, RNA polymerase II-specific. The record is from RefSeq and is a predicted model, not a curated record. Lineage: Eukaryota; Metazoa; Chordata; Actinopteri; Pleuronectiformes; Soleidae.
UCUUCUACGUCUUCAUCUACCAGGAUCGACGUUGAGACAACAGGAACCAGAGAGGCUUUGGCCCCCCAAAAAAGGAAAAAAAAAAAAAAGAGAAGGAGAGAUUGCCUUGCCUUCUAAUUUCUCUCUCUCCAGCCACAGAACAAUGUCGAUGAGCCCUAAGCAUACGACUCCUUUUUCUGUUUCCGAUAUCUUGAGUCCCCUUGAGGAGAGCUAUAAGAAAUUAAGUAUGGAGAAUAACAACUUGGGGGCUCCUCUCACUUCUUACCGGCAGCCGCAGGUUUCUCAGGCGGCGAUGCAGCAGCACCACAUGGGCCACAAUGGGACUGUGUCCGCGGCGUACCACAUGACCGCGGCAGGUGUUUCUCAGCUGUCGCACACGGCCAUGGGCGGCUACUGUAACGGCAACCUGGGCAACAUGGGCGACCUGCCCUCCUACCAGGACGGCAUGCGGGGCAGCGCCACGGCCACCGGCUGGUACGGAGAACCGGACCCGCGCUUCUCCACCAUUUCUCGCUUCAUGGGCUCGUCCUCGGGCAUGAACAUGGGCAGCAUGGGCAGCCUCAGCUCCCUGGCAGACGUGGGCAAAGGCAUGGGCUCUCUGUCCAGCACCCCACGCAGGAAGAGGCGAGUGCUGUUCUCGCAGGCGCAGGUGUACGAGCUGGAGCGACGAUUCAAGCAGCAGAAAUACCUGUCGGCGCCGGAGAGGGAGCACCUGGCCAGCAUGAUCCACCUCACCCCGACCCAGGUAAAAAUCUGGUUCCAGAAUCACCGGUACAAGAUGAAGAGACAGGCCAAGGACAAGGCGUCGCAGCAGCAGCUGCAGCAGGACAGCGGCUCCUGUCAGCAGCAGCAGCAGCAGCAGCAGCAGCAGUCGCCGCGGAGAGUGGCCGUGCCGGUGCUGGUCAAAGACGGCAAGCCGUGCCAAGGCACCGGCCACACUCCCACAUCGUCCGCGCAGACGCACCACCAGCAGGGAGGCAACGUCAUGAUCAUGUCCAACAACACGUCCGGCCUCGGGCAGCACCAGAGCCAGCAGGUGGGAAGCACGGCGCACUCUCCAGAUCUGGCGCCGCACUCCUCCAGUCCGCCGUCCCUGCAGGGCCAAGUGUCCGGCCUCUCCCACCUCAACUCCCCGGGCUCAGAGUACGGCUCGGCCCUGCAGUGCUCGGCCCUGUUGUACGGCAGGACAUGGUGACAACAGGCGCGGGUUUCGAUGUGAACCUGAACCUGAACCUGAACCUGAACCAGGACUCGCUAUAGUUUUCACUGUAAAUGCGCGCGUUUGAAAACAGAAAAGCGCGUGAAGUCGCUGCUGCUGCUGCUGCGCAUCUUCACUUUUCACCUGCUGUUUUUCU